Tripterygium wilfordii is the source of this 823-nucleotide messenger RNA. RefSeq lists its product as uncharacterized. Bases 169 to 582 code for a protein of 137 amino acids. The transcript has 3 exons. The record is from RefSeq and is a predicted model, not a curated record. NCBI's taxonomy places the organism in Eukaryota, Viridiplantae, Streptophyta, Magnoliopsida, Celastrales, Celastraceae.
AAAAGGAGAGAAAAAAACAGAGCCAACACUGAAGAACCGAGGUCGGUCUCUCUCUCUCCCUCUCAGGUUGCUUUCACGAACAGAGAACAUUAUUGGUAAGAAAGAGGAAGGUAUUCAAAAGAAGCAGUAGCUAUUUCGUAUUUGUUCAAAGUUCACAGUUUGAUACUUAUGGAGGACAAGUCAGACUCAGUUGUGCUUUUGCAUGGGAAGGAUGAAAACAUGAUAGGAAACAAAGAAGAGACUGGAUCUAGCAAUAUAGAAAUCGCUACAAAUGAUGUUUCAAACCAAAGCACACAAGUCAAUGCGGUUGAUAGGGAAGAUGAGGGAGUUAUUUUGCAAGGUCCGCCUAUCAGAAAUGUGCCGACAUCUGGAGAAGUAAAUAUGGAGGCUCACAUAAUAGCUGAUGACAUCAUACAGGCUGGUGGGCUGGGAGCCAGAGAUGAUAUAGGCAGCUUUCUCCCUGUUGCAAGUGAUUCAACUGACUUUGAAGCUACAAUCCGUGAUGCUAGAGAGUAUGAAGAACUGCAGGAGGAGAUAUCAAGGCCAGGUCUAGGCUGGAGAGAAGCAACGAGGACAACGUAGUUCAUUUGUGGCUACAGCAUAUGUGCAUCAUUGCGGUCUACUUUCUGGUAUUUCCUGCUUACGAGACUAUGUAGCGUGCUCUAUGUGCUACAUUAUAUGUUCUGUAUUACUUGACCGUGAUUUUGUGUGCUCUUUUUUUGUAUAGUCUGAUAUAUUCCUCGAGAUGUACCCAAUAUGCUAGAUUUCAUGUGAUAAAUUAGGUACCUUUUUGUAUGAUGUGCUUGGGCGCUCCAGGCUACCA